AUGACACCAUAUCAACGUACCCUAGAAAGAGGAUGCUGCGGCUCCAUGAAGAAGAGGACCAUCGUGGGUGGAUACGCGUUCACCUGGUGGUUCGUCACCGACGUACAACGGUUAUCUCUGGAGGUGAUGACUCUGAACCCGGUAUGCGAGAGUGUGGAAACGGCACAGGGAGUACCGUUAACGGUUACUGGAGUGGCACAGUGCAAAAUCAUGAAAGCCGACGAAUUGUUGCACACUGCCAGUGAACAGUUUCUUGGAAGUGUUCAUGAGAUUAAGUCCACGAUCCUGUCCACCUUAGAAGGUCACCUUCGAGCUAUAUUGGGAACACUUUCUGUGGAGGAAGUCUAUAAGGAUCGAGAUCAAUUUGCGGCUCUUGUACGAGAAGUUGCCGCACCAGAUGUCGGUCGCAUGGGUAUCGAGAUUCUUUCGUUCACAAUAAAGGAUGUUUACGACGAGGUUCAAUAUUUAACAUCGCUUGGCAAAGCCCAAACAGCGGCUGUUAAAAGAGACGCUGAUGUAGGCGUCGCUGAAGCAAAUCGAGAUGCCGGUAUUAGGGAAGCGGAAUGUGAAAAAUCGGCGAUGGACAUAAAAUAUAAUACCGACACGAAGAUAGAGGACAACGCGAGACUCUACCAAUUGCAGAAGGCUAAUUUCGAUCAAGAAGUAAAUACAGCGAAAGCCGAGGCCCAAUUAGCUUAUGAGCUUCAAGCAGCAAAGAUAAAACAGCGGAUACGAAACGAGGAAAUACAGAUAGAAGUCGUGGAAAGGCGCAAGCAAAUUGAAGUUGAGGAACAAGAGGUCCGUCGAAAGGAACAUGAGCUCCAGAGCACAGUGCGUUUACCAGCCGAAGCUGAAUUUUAUAAAAUGGGAAGAAUCGCCGAGGGAAAAAGAACUCAAACUGUAAGCGUAGCAAAAGCCGAAGCUGAGAAAAUUCGAUUGAUCGGAGAGGCCGAGGCUCACGCUUUAGAAGCUGUCGGUAUAUCGGAGGCCGAACGCAUGCGAAUGAAAGCAACAGUUUAUAAAAAAUACGGCGAUGCGGCAAUACUUAACAUCACUCUGAAUGCCUUGCCGAAGAUCGCAGCCGAAGUCGCAGCACCGUUAGCGAGAACGGAAGAAAUUGUACUUCUUGGUGGAAACGAUGCGACCAGUGGAGAACUUACGCGUCUUGUUGGGCAAGUACCUCCAGCUGUACAAGCGCUGACUGGGGUAGAUCUUUCCAAAGUAUUAGGAAAAAUACCAGGCGCAAAGUAAUGCCAAGCGAUGUGAAUCCAAGGACGGCGACUAGAUGAAUAAAUUUGGAACAGAUUUGAAAAAAGGGCAAAAUCUAUACUGCCAAAGGUUUCUCUGCUACUCUGUCAUCUAUCGACAACACACUCUUCGCUUUUUCCUCUUUCUCGAAUUUUGCUCUACCUCAAGUCCACUCGAAGCAGCGUCGCGCAGACACGCUUUUUUUUAUCCCUUAUCGCGCGAAUAAAUCUAGAUUUACUCGCGUCGUACUCAUACGUUCUUUAUUUUAAACACGAUACUAUAUGUGUACAUCGAUAACAUUAUAUUUGAUUAAUGUGAUAUCGAUGUAAUCGUGACUUGAGGGAUGAGCGAUUAACGCAAUCUUGAAUUACAAAUUGGUUACAUGAAAAUUACAUUCACACAUAACACAAAAAUCGCGACAAUCCUCCCAAAGUUUUAAUAUAUUUUAUUGUUCUAAUUAAAUAUUGAUCGUUUUCGAAAUUUGUGAAAAGAAGCACUGCCCAUGGCCGUGCCUAAGGAUAGAAGCGAUUAAGAUUGCAAAUAUGACUGCUUGCUACUGGAAUGCAUAAAGUGAUGCGACAAUUACACAGUAAAAGAUAUAUACCACGUGUAUUUUUUAUUUACUAAAACGAAUUGAGAUUUCAGUAAACAAAGUUCAAUCAAUCGUUUCCAUAGAUAUAAAUAUUUAUCAAGUACCACGUAUUUUACUGCAUACAAGGAACAUAUUCGCUGUCACAACACGAAGUAAAUUGAAAAAAACAGAAAGAAAAAAAUGAUGAGAAAUUGAAAAGAAAAUCACUGGCAUCUGGAUAAAUUAUACGUGAAUAAUUACGACAUAUAAAAUUGAUAACGAAUACAUCAAAUGGGAAAUAAGCCUAAUAAAUCACUGCCGAGACAAAAAUCCAUUCUGCUUCUUCCACAAUCGUGAUAUUUUGUAAAAUAUUUUUCGACAAAUUAUAA
Acromyrmex echinatior (Panamanian leafcutter ant) is the source of this 2208-nucleotide messenger RNA. It is a transcript of the gene Flo2, whose product is annotated as flotillin-2. Gene Ontology annotation, cellular component: plasma membrane; cytoplasmic vesicle; flotillin complex. Gene Ontology annotation, biological process: regulation of myoblast differentiation; protein localization to plasma membrane. Gene Ontology annotation, molecular function: protease binding. Lineage: Eukaryota; Metazoa; Arthropoda; Insecta; Hymenoptera; Formicidae. The record is from RefSeq and is a predicted model, not a curated record.